AUGGAAAGCUUGUCUUGUUUCGAAUUCAGUUCUGCUCGUCUGGAAAAAAAUUUGAUUCGGCUCGAAGCUCGCAAAAAACAAACCGGCUUGAGCUCGAAGCUCGGCUCGUCAAACGAACCGAGCUCAAAGCGUGAUAUACAGCCGUUAAAGUCUUUGUGUACCGCUGAACAAAAUGCAGCCGGACACAAGUCUUUGUCGAAUGCCUGCGGAGCUUACACUGGCCCCUUACUGCCUAUCGGAGAGACCAGCUCUGACAAACUCGAAAAUGAGAACGCUUGGUCUCAAAAUGGAACCCUCCUAGGGUUUAAGCAAGAGCCCUUCUACGGGGCUCAUGGGAAUUUAAACGGCAACGUUGGCCUCCCCGUCGACGCUGCUAGCUGCACAUUGGCCCAACUCAUUGAAGACGAGCAGGACAACGGUCUGUGGCCUUUGGAGCAUCCUCUUCCUCUUCCAGGAUGGGAGGAGGAGUAUAUCGCUCCCUACAGACUCAACAACAUCAGGGAAUACGAAACGUUGGCCUGUGAAAUUGAGAUGCAUCUGCGCAAAGUGCUGGAAGAACACAAUUACGAUACUGUUGGCAAUUUUUUGAAACUUUACGAAAGUUACAAGAAGAGCGGCAACGAUAACCUACUUGAGUUUUUCCAUUUGUAUUCUCCACCAAUAACAUCUGAACAUCAUACCUGCGUCGGACUGGCUUUUGAACUAUGGAAUCGUCUCAGACUCAACCUGGAUAGCAAGUAUCCAGGUAUAGGCAACCACAUUUGUGUUGUUUCCUGCGAGGAAGAAAUAGACAGCCCUAUUGUAUACACCAAUGCUUUUAGAUAUGAUCCCACUUCUUUGCCGUACAGAUUGGAAAAGGAACACGUCAUGAUGUGCUUAAAAGUUGAAUUUUCCGGAAGAACUGCAGUGAUGCUAUGUGAUCCCGGUUAUCAUGUUGCUAGAGUGGUUACCGUCAUGUCAGAUGGAGCGUAUCCACAUACAGGUUGGUUUAUACAGUCAGAGGAAGGCAACACCCGCAAAGACUACAACUACCAAUUAACACCAAACAACAAGCACUUCGUGGAAUGGAACGAAAGAACAACUAGAAACGGGAAAGUAGAUACAUUUGCAGGCAUCAUUUACGUCGGUAGACCUUACUUGACAGCCGUAGAUGUUACGGAAAGAAGAAAUUUGGUCUACGGAUUCAAAAGCUUACUGUCUAGAGACCAGAAGGGUGAUUUGAUCGCAGGUAUAUACUUCAAGUUGUUGCAGAAUGGAGACGAGUUUACCAUCUUCUAUCAAAACAUGGGCAAGCAGCGAAUAAAACUAAGGUUCUCCGAUUUUAUGAAACCGGAGAUUGACAAAGGAUUACUGGAGAAAAUCUCAAUAUGUAACGAACAGCUGAAUUUACCAGAGAACAAGUUACUGAACAUCAUCCGGACAUCUGGCACAAUAUUGAGAGAUACAUCGUUCCUGUUACAGUUACUGGACGUGGACCGUUGUAUUAGUAUUUUGUCGGCUAACAACUAAACUCCAUAUUAUCUAACAUUUCUUUUACCUUCAGCCUUCGCUUUUAUUUCUCCCAAUUCUUAUUUAACUUAGUUUUAGUCAUGCGUUUAUUAAACAAAUACAUAUUUUAUUAUGAAACGCACAGAAACAUAAAUAUUUUAAUCUUUUAAACAGUUAUUGAGUAAAUUUAGUUUUGUAGUUUUAGCUCUUGUUUGAAAUUGACAUUUAUAUAUUUUACUUUAUGUUUCUGGGCACUUCAUACAAAUUAAAUAUGCCGAAAUCGUGUACCUAUAUUAUGGAACCUCGCUAUAUUUAAUCAAUAUUUAUCAUGUUUUGUUGCAAUCUUUGUAAAUUUUUUGCCCACUUAUUUUUGCACACUUCUCGGACAACACGCUUACUAAACUUUAAAAAAUCGGCUUUACUCAGUGAGUUGUCUCAGGAAUUUAUAUGCUCCUCUGUCACCCUGAUUGAAAACUUCCCCCAUUUUUUAGUAUUUGGUCGUUUUCAUAUCUCCUCUUCUUUCUUCUACAUAUUGUCUGCCUUUCUUCGUUCUUCUUCAGAUUUUUCGCGCAUUUCUCGUGUUUCUCUUUGAAUAUACUGCACGUAUAAGUGCUUCAUUUCUUUUGUCUAUUGUUUGUUUAUAUUCUUCAUCAAACUAAAGCUCUUUUCUUUGAUGUGUUUUAAUUCCUAUCACUCUUUUUUUUCGUUUCCCAUGUCAUCAUCUUACUCUUAUUCCAUUCUUCUUGUAUCAUUUCCUCCCUUUGUUCUAGGAGUUCCCUAUUCAAUUCUUUUCAAAAUCGAUUUUCAAUUUCUGGAUUUUUCAGGUUUAAUUUUUCACUCUCUGUGUGUUUAUCCUUCUGUCUGUUUACUUUCAUAAUUUUCUAAACAACCAGAAUUGAUUAAAUUACGCAAACUUACAUUAUUGCACAAAACUCUUCUGUACAAACGGAGCAAGCACAAGUUAGUUUGCACGGUAAUUUGUAGUGUAACGUAAGUUGCCUAACUUAACAUAUACACUUUGCAUUUUUAUUUUUACAUCUUGAUUUUUACGCAAUAACACAUCAAAUAACGUGCAAGUAAAAACACCAUACACUGUUGCAUAAUGGUUUGGUGGAUAAAAAAUAUAGUAUGCUGUGCAAUAUAAAAAUUAUCUAUUUCUGGCAAUACUUUAUCAAUAAUAUACACGAUUUCGUUAUAUUUAAGAAAAAAUUUAUGCUUUUAGGUAUAUUUCACUUAGUUUGUAGUUUUAGUACCUAUUCAAUAAAUUGCUUAUUUUACAAAAUUGACUCCAGUUCUGCUAUGUAGGCCAUAAAUUAUACGCAAUGGUGUAAUAGUUGUUGCAUACAUUUCAGACUGAGAUUUAUAAAGUAGGAUAUCCGUCUAUAAAAUGUUAAAAUUCACGAAUUUUAUUAUCACUAAUUAAUCUUACUUUCGCACAGGUUCACACAGCUUAAAAUAAAAGUCCUGUUAAAUGUUUGUCACGCAAAUAAUAGUUAAUUCUCAUCAAGAAGCUUUCAACUUGACUGAAAAGUCGGGAUUUCACAGACUCGAGAGCUUUAAUAAAAUUUUAGGCGGAACUUACUUAAUUUUUAUUUAGGUUUUUAUCUACCUGUAUGUUCAACUAAAAUAUUCAGUUUUUUUUUCGAGUGACUGUACAUAAGAUUUUCUUACGUAUAUAUCCAUAAAAGAAAACUGAAUAUAUUUAGAUAUUUUAUGAUACUCCUAUUUUUCUUGUAGUUUAGUUGAAUAAAAAUGUAACAGACCA
Molecule: messenger RNA, 3253 nt
Organism: Diabrotica virgifera virgifera (western corn rootworm)
Lineage: Eukaryota; Metazoa; Arthropoda; Insecta; Coleoptera; Chrysomelidae
Exons: 6
Coding region: 1-1509 (502 amino acids)
Source: RefSeq, a predicted model, not a curated record